AGCUUGUGGUCGGAGAGCCCGACAAGCGCGCUUGGACUGCUCGGUGACUGGGUGACAGACUGGAAUCCAAGUCACGAUGAUGUGCGAGCUCGUAUUCGUUAACGCCGCGGUUCCGCCUCGCAAUCACGAUGCGCUUUGUGAGUGCGAUGACUGCGUUAGUUUGAGAGCAAUUUCGUGACUGCCUCUUUCUAUUUUUCCCGUCUUAUUUCUUCCGGGCUCGUCUUGGCUGCCUGCGGUGACCAUGCGCGCCCCAUGUCUGCGCUGGAGCCAGUGGGCCGGCCGGCGGCUGGCGCUCUCGCUCACUCCGUCGCCAGCCUCCGCCUGUGUCGGUCGUGCUCCGUCCCGCUCCCUCGCCACCUCAACGCCGCUCGCCAUGAUCAAGGUCGGAGACAAGCUACCCGAGGCCACCCUCUUCGAGGACUCGCCGGCCAACAGCGUGAAGACCAGUGACCUCUGCAAGGGCAAGCGGGUGAUCCUGAUCGGCGUUCCGGGCGCCUUCACACCGGCCUGCUCCCAGACCCACCUUCCCGGCUACAUCAAGGAGGCCGACACCCUGAAAGCGACUGGUGUGGAUGAGAUUGUCUGCAUGGCCGUCAACGACCCGUUCGUCACCGCCGGCUGGGCCAAGGCGCAGGGAGCGGAGGGCAAGGUUCGUAUCCUGUCCGACGUGAAGCGUGAGCUGACCUCUGCGAUGGGCAUGGAUUUCGACCUGUCCGACAUCCUGGGCACGGUGCGCUGCAAGCGCUUCUCCAUGGUGCUGCAGGACGGCGUGGUCGAGUCGCUGGACGUCGAGCCCGACGGCAAGGGCCUCUCCUGCUCCCUCGCCGACGUACUCGCCAAGAAGCUGGCCAAAAAGUGAGCGCGGCGCUGGCGGCGGCGGCGGACCGGCCAGUACGGGCGCGCUGAGGGUGAGCGGGGUGGGAGAGCUGUGAGACGGAGGGUGAGAAGGGGAGAGCUGGGCGCGCUGAGGGCUGAGCGGGGUGAGAAGGGGAGCUGGGAUGUCUGGCCGUGGCAGUGAGAGCGUAGGGCAUUCAGAGAGCUGAGUGUUGUAAAUGUUUCUCAGAAACGUGACAUGACUUUUGUCGGAUCGUUGAGAAUUAACCUGCUUAGAGUCUGGUUACGAGGUGUUAACCGGCGAAUCAUGGCUGUUCGCUAUAUUGAGCUUGUAACAAAACCUCUCCAGAAUAUAUUGUUUAGAAUGUCUAUUGUCCAAACACCAGAUAGGUGUGUCUUUGUUUAUUAUAUGAAGCACAAUCGUGAGCACUGCACGGUGACAAUAAAUAUUUGGUUAUGAA
This is a messenger RNA of Amphibalanus amphitrite, 1295 nucleotides long. RefSeq names its product peroxiredoxin-5, mitochondrial-like. Gene Ontology annotation, biological process: cell redox homeostasis; cellular response to oxidative stress; hydrogen peroxide catabolic process. The transcript has 5 exons. Gene Ontology annotation, molecular function: thioredoxin peroxidase activity. The record is from RefSeq and is a predicted model, not a curated record. The coding region runs from base 242 to 859 and encodes 205 amino acids. Gene Ontology annotation, cellular component: mitochondrion; cytoplasm; peroxisome. NCBI's taxonomy places the organism in Eukaryota, Metazoa, Arthropoda, Thecostraca, Balanomorpha, Balanidae.